AUGCCUAAAGGUCACCGUACCGCCGUCCGAACCCAUUCUCGCACCAACUCAGCCAACCGACUACCGGUCACUGCUCAGUUCACGCAAAAGAAGAUUCCUCCGCCACGCCAAAGACCGCAACGACCUGGGUUCCACAUUGCCACCCACGCAGAUGACGAUGAUGAUGAGGAAGGAGAAGAUGAGGAGUGGACAAGCGAAAGUGGGGCGGUUACUCCGAAUCUGAAUGACGACCAAGACUCAGAUGGACCACCUGAAGUUCCUCCAGAGCUGUCUCGUAUACCAACUGCAAGGCCCGCGGACUAUUUUAUACCGUCAGAAAUAACGACCUCGAGAAUACUCGAUACCGACAGACUCGUUCAGGAGCCUCUAACCGCCCCGUCAUCACCGACUGCUAGUCGAAGACAUUCUCGGCCUCUGUCUACCCACUCUUUGCAUCGCCCUGAACUUCGCCCUCAUCCUCUUAUCCGUGGGCAGUCAUUUGGCCAGCCUUGUCCCGCACCCAAGCCAUCUCCGUUGCUCCCCGUCGCUGUCACUUUCGAUACCGACGUUCAUCUCAGCGCCUCUCCCUCCGUUUCAUUCUCAGACUCCCCCAUUUCACCACAAUCAUCAGGUCGGCGAACUUCGAUAUCUUCAGCUCGCUCUGUUGCUACUGUGGCAACACAUCAACCCCCCACCACCACCAAAAGCCGUCACCGCACCUUUUCCUCCUCGUCUGCAGUUACUUCCCUCACACACCUGCCUGCCAUCCAUCGGCCAGCUCCCUAUAUAACAACAUUUCCUGCGUCAGAUCCCCUCCAGGACGACCGAAUACAUCCACUCCUCCCACCUCCCUAUGUCGCCAAUCAUCUCACCGUUGUCUCUCGUCGUACUCCUAUACGCGAUGCUCUCGACCGUAUUCACCGCGCUAGAGACAUUGGCUCCCAAAUUGGCGUCGCGCUGACGACGUUUGGAGGGCUCUUUAUGCUGCUUGGGGUGAUGCUUUUUUUCGACGGCGCGCUAUUAGCCCUUGGCAAUAUUCUCUUUGUUUCUGGCAUAACUCUCAUCAUCGGGCCCAAGAAAACUUUCUACUUUUUCGCGCGCAAACAGAAGCUCCGCGGCUCGAUAUGUUUCGUUGGCGGCAUCAUCCUAGUGUUUCUCAAAUGGCCAUUCAUCGGCAUGAUUGUGGAGACCUUUGGCUUCCUGAAUCUCUUCGGCGACUUUUUCCCGGUCAUCGUGACUUUCUUGAGGCAGGUGCCAUUCCUCGGCACUGCUCUCUCAUUGCCCUAUAUCCGAGAUGUUGUCGACCGUUUAGCGGGGUCGCGGACCUUCGCCACGCCCAACGUUUUUUUGUCACGCGUCCACAUGAAGAUGGAGUCCUUCACCGAACUCCUUUUGCGCAGAUAUGACACGGUCAAGGCUGAAUACCCUUCUGAGCAUCACCUGGCCUGGGAGCUGCGGAUUCUUGCAGAAUUCUGGGCGUCUAAUCCUCAAUACACCCCCACGCCUCCAGGUUUCAACAGGCCUCUGGAAUGGGAAGAAGCUCCUAACCCCGUCUAUGAAAGAUUCGCUGGCCGGCCUGGCCGCUACGAGCUAGGAAUUCUGCUUCGCACAGACUACUCCAACCAUGAAGCCUGGGCUCAAUUCUACGCCAAGCUUCAGGAAGCUGAAGCCGAUGUCAGCAAAGAGCCCGUCCAAAUGGAUGACUCGGACGACGACUCGGACGAUGAGACAGAUAAGGCCAACACCUCAAUAAUCAAGGUCGUCAACCCCGCUUCAGAGGAGGACCGCCGCAUCCUCACUGGUAUCACAAACAUCACUGCCUUGCGAAUGUUCAGUGACGAAGUCGAUGUCCGUCCUCACCCGCAGUCGAUUUCCUCCAACCACCCCUUGAUCGAUGUGAACGGGCUCCAAGAGUAUUAUACCGGCCCUACCAUCUGGAUAUUCGACGCUGCAUCUAAUCUCGAUCAAUGCGCAAGGCUGGUUUACGGCCAAAGCGACGAGUUGCCUACUGCAGCAACUGGCGACAGCUGGCGUGCACGCGUCACUCAUCUCGUUCAACUUCAAAUAGAAAUCGGCCCACGAGGUACCCUCAUCACCUUUGGAGGGCAGGAUCGCUACGACUACAAUGAGCGGAAACGCAAUUUGGAGGAGGUUGGUCGGCAGCAGACAUAA
Molecule: messenger RNA, 2151 nt
Organism: Mycena indigotica
Lineage: Eukaryota; Fungi; Basidiomycota; Agaricomycetes; Agaricales; Mycenaceae
Exons: 11
Coding region: 1-2151 (716 amino acids)
Biological process (GO): endoplasmic reticulum to Golgi vesicle-mediated transport; retrograde transport, endosome to Golgi
Cellular component (GO): endoplasmic reticulum; Golgi membrane; COPII-coated ER to Golgi transport vesicle
Source: RefSeq, a predicted model, not a curated record